Coffea eugenioides is the source of this 823-nucleotide messenger RNA. RefSeq names its product protein PROTON GRADIENT REGULATION 5, chloroplastic. Gene Ontology annotation, molecular function: electron transfer activity. The coding region runs from base 158 to 541 and encodes 127 amino acids. Gene Ontology annotation, biological process: photosynthetic electron transport in photosystem I; response to high light intensity. Gene Ontology annotation, cellular component: chloroplast. The record is from RefSeq and is a predicted model, not a curated record. NCBI's taxonomy places the organism in Eukaryota, Viridiplantae, Streptophyta, Magnoliopsida, Gentianales, Rubiaceae. The transcript has 2 exons.
CUCUUCAUCAUCACAUCUUCUCACGACAACAGGACAGCAUCAAAACUUCCGAAGACUGCAACGUAGAUUAAAAGAAAAGUAAAACAAGAAAACCUUUGUGCUUAGAUUUCUUAAUUAAGAGGAAAUCGUUCAAGUUAGUUCUACUUGUGAUUUUUCAAUGGCUGCGGCAGUUUGUGCAACUGGGUUUAAAGGGGGUUUAUCAUCUUCUUUUCAUGGAAGUUGGGGAAAAUCAGUGGGUGGGGAAGAUUAUCCCAUGCUAGCCAAGACUGUUCCUAGCCAUGUUCGAGUGGGGAAGCCGGUCAGAUUACAGCCGAUGAUGGGAAAUAUUAAUGAAGGAAAGGGACUGUUUGCUCCUCUUGUUAUUGUUGCACGUAACAUAAUUGGCAAAAAGCGAUUCAAUCAGUUCAGGGGAAAGGCCAUUUCUUUACACUCACAGGUAAUAAAUGAAUUCUGCAAACAAAUAGGAGCAGAUUCAAAACAAAGGCAAGGGCUGAUUCGAUUAGCCAAGAAGAAUGGAGAAAAACUUGGAUUCCUUGCUUGAUAUGGUACAUUCUCCUCACCACCAUGGACACAGGAUUAUCAAUGUUUGAGAGAUUGUGUAAACUGCCACUGCAAUAUCUGAUGUUCUUCUGAUACCCAGAACAUAAUUCACAUUGUCAUCUCAUUUAUAGUACACAUCUUCACAAAGGCUCCACGGUUAACCACAAAGUGUACGCAGGCAUAUAGGUUGCUUAGAUUGCAUUUUCUGAAGUGUUUUUGAUAAAGAAAUUACUGUAACACUUUUAGAACAUAAUGUAUGUAAAAUGAAAAAAUGAUCGAUAAA